AUGUAUCAGUCAGACCAGCAGGACCUUCAUCCACACCUUCAGCCGCUCGGCUGUGACCAGCCAGGGCCACAUGCUGCCUGCAGCCCGGGGAACCCUGGGUCUCUCCUCAGGGCUCUCGUACGGUGUCUGGACGCGGGGUUACACCACCUGACCUAUGCUAAUGAACUAGAGAACGUUGGCGCGUCUGAUGUCCUUUCACCCGCACACCACUUCAUGAACUCCAGUGCGGAGCAGCGUGUGCGGUUGGACCUGGGCCUGUGGGACAAGUUCAGCGAGCUGGCGACCAAGUGCAUCAUCAAGAUCGUGGAGUUCGCCAAGCGGGUGCCCGGCUUCACGGGGCUGACCAUCGCCGACCAGAUCACGCUGCUCAAGGCCGCCUGCCUGGACAUCCUGAUCCUGAGGAUCUGCACGCGCUACACCCCGGACCAGGACACCAUGACCUUCUCCGACGGCCUGACGCUGAACCGGACCCAGAUGCACAACGCGGGCUUCGGCCCGCUCACCGACCUGGUGUUCACCUUCGCCGGCCAGCUGCUGCCCAUCGAGAUGGACGACACCGAGACGGGCCUGCUCAGCGCCAUCUGCCUCAUCUCCGGGGACCGCCAGGACCUGGAGGAGCCGUCCAAGGUGGACCAGCUGCAGGAGCCGCUGCUGGAGGCCCUGAAGAUCUACGUGAGGAAGCGGCGGCCCACCAAACCCCACAUGUUCCCCAAGACCCUGAUGAAGAUCACCGACCUGCGCAGCAUCAGCGCUAAAGGGGCCGAGCGGGUCAUCUCGCUGAAGAUGGAGAUCCCGGGCUCCAUGCCCCCGCUCAUCCAGGAGAUGCUGGAGAACUCGGAGGGCCAGGACAGCAGCAGCAGCAGCAGCAGCAGUGGAGGAGGAGGAGGAGGAGGAGGAGGAGGAGGAGGAGGAGGAGGGGAGGGCGAAGGUGGAUCGGAGGCGGGGUCACCGCGGGAGGCAGAUAGCUCCGACACCACCACCACCACCACCACCACCUGCACCCGCUCCACCUCCACCUGCAGCAGCAGCAGCAGCAAGAGCAGCCCCAAGAAGGAGGAGGAGGAGGAGGAGGAGGAGGAGGUGGCGGAAGGGGACAGCAGCAGGGAGGGGCCCUGCUCCCAUGACGACGCUUCAGACACUGAGGGUGGUGGCAGGGGACCGGAGUGACGGAGGGAGGGCUCCUGUAUGGAGGAGGGGUGGGGGAGGGGAACAACUGACCCUAACAUGGCGACACAGGAUGAGACUGAAUGGACCAAGACGGACGCGGAGACACGUGGACCCCCCCCCUGAGAGCCCUUACCGCACCUUUAUUCCUCU
Molecule: messenger RNA, 1317 nt
Organism: Gadus morhua (Atlantic cod)
Lineage: Eukaryota; Metazoa; Chordata; Actinopteri; Gadiformes; Gadidae
Product: retinoic acid receptor beta-like
Exons: 6
Coding region: 1-1167 (388 amino acids)
Biological process (GO): retinoic acid receptor signaling pathway; cellular response to corticotropin-releasing hormone stimulus; regulation of transcription by RNA polymerase II
Cellular component (GO): transcription regulator complex; nucleus
Molecular function (GO): RNA polymerase II cis-regulatory region sequence-specific DNA binding; nuclear glucocorticoid receptor binding; nuclear receptor activity
Source: RefSeq, a predicted model, not a curated record